Molecule: messenger RNA, 714 nt
Organism: Bactrocera tryoni
Lineage: Eukaryota; Metazoa; Arthropoda; Insecta; Diptera; Tephritidae
Product: thialysine N-epsilon-acetyltransferase
Exons: 4
Coding region: 132-653 (173 amino acids)
Molecular function (GO): N-acetyltransferase activity
Source: RefSeq, a predicted model, not a curated record
AACAUGUCAGUUUGACUAAAUUUUCCUGAUAAGCGAAUCUUUAGAAAACAGCGAGCUGAGUAAUUUGCAAAAUAGAGUAUUAUUUUUAAUCCUAAAUUAAAAACAUCAGUAAUUAAUUCAUAGAAAAAGCGAUGGCGUCUAAACCAAUAUUCACCUUUAGACGUGCAAAAAUCGACGAUAUCGGCGCGGUACGUGAAAUGAUACAGGAGUUGGCUGAUUUCGAAAAGAUGAGCGAUGGUCCGAAACUAACAGAGAAAGAUUUAAUACGCGACGCAGGACUCGACGGUGGACAGGAAUUUUGUCAUAUAUAUGUGCUCGACCAGCAAAGUGCAGAACAACCCACGCCCGUCACCAUCGGCUAUAGCAUUUGCUUCUACGCCUACUCAACAUGGCAAGGGAAAUCCUAUUUUCUUGAAGACAUUUACGUGCGUCCCGCAUAUCGUAAGCUGGGUGCCGGCGCUUACAUGUUCAGUGCUGUUGCGGCAAAAGCGAAGGAAUAUGGCUGUCAACGCCUGGAUUUUCAUGUGCUUGGCUGGAAUCCAGCGCGAAAAUUCUAUAAUCGUAUGGGUGCCGAGGAUUUGACCGAGAGUGAGGAGUGGCAUUUUUAUCGGUUGCAUCGUGAACAAAUCGAGAAAUUGUCCAAUGAAUUAUAGUGUUUUUACAAUAAAAGAGGUUUUCUAGAAAAAUUCAAUAUACAACUUUUAUGCACAAUAA